This is a messenger RNA of Ictidomys tridecemlineatus (thirteen-lined ground squirrel), 4842 nucleotides long. It is a transcript of the gene Stk36, whose product is annotated as serine/threonine kinase 36. Gene Ontology annotation, molecular function: protein kinase activity; ATP binding. Gene Ontology annotation, cellular component: cytoplasm. NCBI's taxonomy places the organism in Eukaryota, Metazoa, Chordata, Mammalia, Rodentia, Sciuridae. Gene Ontology annotation, biological process: smoothened signaling pathway; protein phosphorylation. The record is from RefSeq and is a predicted model, not a curated record.
CCCGUCCUUAAUGGAGCGGGAUGGCCAAGCGACAGCUUGGAAGUGCUCUAGGAAGUGCCUAUGGAAGGUCCACGUCCCUCCCACACCUCUGAGAGCCUUUGUCUUCUGAAUUUUGGGCCAGUUCUAGCGAGUAAAAUUGGCCUCCCAGAUGUGUGAAAGUGACCCUGGAUCUGUAGCUCUUCAGCACCAGAACCAGGCCUCCCAGAUGUUUGAAAGUGACCCUGGAUCUGUAGCUCUUGAGCACCAUCGCUACCUUCUUUCCUGAGAGAUCCUGAAACCUUUGUUAUGGAGAAGUACCACGUGUUGGAGAUGAUUGGAGAAGGCUCUUUUGGGAGAGUGUACAAGGGUCGGAAAAAAUACAGUGCACAGGUGGUGAAGAAAGGGAUAUAUUUUCAGUGGGAUUCGGUGGUGGCCCUGAAGUUCAUCCCAAAAUUGGGACGCUCAGAGAAGGAGCUAAGGAAUCUACAACGAGAGAUUGAAAUCAUGAGGGGCCUGCGGCAUCCCAACAUUGUGCAUAUGCUUGACAGCUUUGAGACUGACAAAGAGGUGGUGGUGGUGACAGACUAUGCUGAGGGAGAGCUUUUUCAGAUCCUGGAAGAUGACGGAAAACUCCCUGAAGACCAGGUUCAGGCCAUUGCUGCCCAGUUGGUGUCAGCCCUGUACUAUCUACAUUCUCACCGCAUCCUACACCGAGACAUGAAGCCUCAGAACAUCCUCCUUGCCAAGGGUGGUGGCAUCAAGCUCUGUGACUUUGGAUUUGCCCGGGCUAUGAGCACCAACACUAUGGUUCUUACCUCCAUCAAAGGCACACCACUCUAUAUGUCUCCAGAGCUGGUGGAAGAGCGACCAUAUGACCACACAGCAGACCUCUGGUCUGUGGGCUGCAUUCUGUAUGAACUGGCUGUAGGCACUCCUCCCUUCUAUACCACAAGCAUCUUUCAGCUGGUUAGCCUCAUCCUCAAGGACCCUGUGCGCUGGCCCUCCACCAUCAGUUCCUGCUUUAAGAACUUCCUACAGGGGCUGCUCACCAAGGACCCCCGGCAGCGUCUGUCCUGGCCAGACCUCUUACAUCACCCCUUUAUUGCUGGUCGUGUCACCAUAAUAACCGAACCAGCAGGCUCAGAGUCGGGUACCCCAUUUACCAGUCGCCUACCCCCAGAACUUCAGGUUCUAAAAGAUGAACAGGCCCAUCGGCUGGCCCCAAAGGGCAGUCAGUCUCGCAUCUUGCGUCAGGCCUGUAAACGCAUGGCUGAAGAGGCCAAGCAGAAGAAACACCACAACACAGAAUCUGCCCUUGAGCAAGAGGACAGGAACAACAAGGUGACUCCCAGCACAGUCCCUCUGCCUGGACUACGGGCUACUCCUAAGGAAUCAAACCUCCUGGCUGGGAUCUUGGCCUCAGAAAUGAAGAACAGCUGGGCCGAGUGGGGGGCUGGAGAGGCCCCUCCUACACCUCGGGAAAACCACAUCACCCCAGGUUGUGAACAAGCAUUCCCAGAGCUGAGGUCAGAGGUGGUCGGCCAGCGGAGCAUUGAUGCAGUGGACCUAGAAAAUGAGGAGCCAGAAAGUGAUGAUGAGUGGCAACAACUGCUAGAGACCACUGAGCCUGUGCCCAUUCAGCUGAAGGCCCCUCUCACCCUGCUGUGUAAUCCUGACUUCUGCCAGCGCAUCCAGAGUCAGCUGCGUGAAAUUGGAGGGCAGAUCCUGAAAGGCACCCUGGAGAAUGCUUCCCAUAUCCUCCCUGCUCUCCGGGUCCUGAGCAGUCUUCUGUCCAGCUGCAGUGACUCUGAUCCCUUGUAUUCCUUCUGCCAGGAAGCAGGGCUGCCUGAGCUGCUGCUCAGUCUCCUCAGGCACAGCCAGGAGAGCAACAUUAUACAGCAGCAACCCUGGUAUGGGGCCUUCUUACGGGACCUAAUGGCUGUGAUUCAGGCCUAUUUUGCCUGUGCCUUCAAUCUGGAGAGGAGCCAGACAGGCGACAGCCUACAGGUGUUUCAGGAGGCUGCCAAUAUCUUUCUGGACCUGUUGGGGAAACUGCUAUCUCAGUCAGAUUACUCUGAGCAGACAUUGAGGAGGGACAGCCUCAUGUGCUUUACUGUCCUGUGUGAAACCAUGGAUGGGAACAGCCGGGCCAUCUCCAAAGUGUUUUACUCCAGCCUGCUGACCACGCAGCGUGCUGUGUUGGAUGGGCUCCUUCAUGGCUUGACAGUUCCACAGCUCCCUUUCCACACACCCCCAGGAGCCCCACAAGUGAGCCAGCCACUGCGAGAGCAAAGUGAGGAUCUGCCUGGAGCCAUUGCCUCUGCCCUGGCAGCCAUAUGCACUGCUCCUGUGGGACUGCCUGGCUGCUGGGAGGCCAAAGAACAGGUUUCUUGGCAUUUGGCAAAUCAACUGACUGAAGACAGCAGCCAGCUGAGGCCAUCCCUCAUCUCUGGCCUGCGGCAUCCCAUCCUGUGCCUACACCUUCUCAAGGUUCUCUACUCCUGCUGCCACAUCAGUGAGCGACUGUGCCAUAUUUUAGGGAAAGAGCCCUUGGCCUUGGAGUCACUGUUGAUGUUGGUCCAGGGCAAGGUAAAAGUAGCAGAUUGGGAAGAGUCCACUGAAGUGGCCCUCUACCUUCUCUCUCUUCUUGUUUUUCGACUCCAAGAUCUGCCUUCUGGAAUGGAGAAGCUAGGCAGUGAGGUUGCUACUCUCUUUACCCACUCACAUGUCGUCUCUCUUGUGAGUGCAGCAGCCUGUCUGUUGGGACAGCUUGGUCAGCAAGGGGUGUCCUUUGACCUCCAGCCCAGGGAAUGGAUCACUGCAGCUGCACAUGCUCUGUCUGCCCCUGCAGAGGUUCGGCUGACUCCGCCAGAUAGCUGUGGGUUCUAUGAUGGCCUCCUCAUCCUUCUGCUACAGCUCCUCACCCAAGUACAGCAAGGAAAGACUAGCCUGAUCAGGGAUGUGGCUAGCUCAGAAAUGUGGACCAUUUUGUGGCACCGUUUCUCCAUGGCCCUGAGGCUACCUGAGGAGGUAGGAACACAGGAAGAGGAACUGUCACUAUCCAAUCCAUCCAUCCCUGAGCCAGACUGGACGCUGAUCUCACCCCAAGGCAUAGCAGCCCUGCUGAGCCUGGCCAUGGCCACCUUUACUCAGGAGCCCCAGUUAUGCCUGAACCACCUGUCCCAGCGUGGAAGUCUUCUUAUGUCCACCCUGAAGCACCUUCUUUCUCCCAGCUUCUUGCAUCACCUGAGUCAGGCGCCUCACGGGGCUGAGUUUCUGCCUGUUGUGGCGGUCUCUGUCUGCCAGCUCCUCUGCUUUCCCUUUGCCCUGGAUGUGGAUGCUGACCUCCUCGUAGGUAUCUUGGCUGACCUAAGGGACUCAGAAGUUGCAGCCAACCUGCUGCAGGUCUGCUGCCACUAUCUUCCAUUGUCACAAGUCGAGCUGCCCAUCAGCCUCCUUACACGCCUGGCCCUCACGGAUCCCACUGCUCUCAACCAGUUUGUGAACACAGUGGCAGCCUCCCCUAGAGCUAUCAUUCCAUUCCUCUCUGUUGUCCUCCUGAGUGACCUGCCACUGCUGACCUCUGACCUUCUCUCCCUACUGGCCCACACAGCCCGGGUACUGUCUCCCAGCCACUUGUCCUUUAUCCAAGAGCUCCUGGCUGGCUCUGAUGAAUCCUAUAGGCCCCUGCGAAGUCUCCUGGGCCACCCAGAGAACUCUGUGCGGGCCCGUACUUAUGGACUCCUAGGACACUUGCUCCAACACAGCAUGGCCCUGCGUGGAGCACUACAGAGCCAGGCUGGACUGCUUAAUCUUCUGCUCCUGGGGCUUGGAGAUGAAGACCCUGCUGUGCGGCGCAGUGCCAGCUUUGCUGUGGGCAAUGCAGCCUAUCAGGCUGGUCCCCUCGGACCUGCCCUGGCAGCUGCCGUGCCCAGUAUGACCCAGUUGCUUGGAGAUCCUCAGGCUGGGAUCCGGCGCAAUGCCGUAUCAGCUCUGGGCAACUUGGGACCUGAGGGGUUGGGGGAGGAGUUGUUACAGUGCCAAGUACCCCAGCGGCUCCUGGAGAUGGCAUGUGGAGACCCUCAGCUGAAUGUGAAGGAGGCUGCCCUCGUUGCCCUCCGGAGCCUCCGACAGGAGCCCUGCAUCCAUCAGGUGUUGGUGUCCCUGGGUGCCAGUGAGAAAUUAGCCUUGCUCUCUCUGGGGAAUCAGUUACUGCCACAUAGCAGUCCCAGACCUGCCUCUGCCAGGCACUGCAGGAAACUCAUCCAUCUCCUAAGGCCAACACACAACACAUGAUCUCAGAUUCGUGGGAUCCAGCCUCCAGCCUUUGUUGCCCUGCUAUUGCCAAGUCUUCCUUAUUCUCCUACAUAAGCCGUCAAUUCAACUGAGAGCUGAAGAGACUGAAGAAGAGUGAUAAGCUGCCAAUUCACUUGAGAGUGAGAAAUGAGAGGAGAUUUAUGUAUAAAGCUCUUUCCUUCCCCCAGAUUCAGAAUGAUUUCAGCCAGUAAACUUCGCUACUGCUGGUGCCAGAGAAGAUUCCUUUCUUCUCUGUGUCCAGGGUCUUUUUCCAAUAAUGUGCCUUGAACUUCAGGAGUGUGCCUCCCAGACUUUAGGGAAAUAUACCUCACCUGUCCCAUCUCCCCCUUUCUGGAGCUACUGUAAUCCUCCCAUGAUUGUGCUUUAGGUAUACUGGCUUCUGUCUCAGCUCUAGGCUAAGGGGGAUAAAUGCCAUCAGCCCCUGUUGUUGAGGGGUUCCUAGCCCUUAGGCCACAUUCCUUCCAUGGGUGGGGGUUGGGCAGUAUAUCUUUUUUUAAUUGUAAUUCUGUUUGUAAACUCUUUUAAUAAAAAAUGUACCUCACCCUA